Aspergillus chevalieri is the source of this 711-nucleotide messenger RNA. RefSeq names its product kinase-related protein. Bases 1 to 711 code for a protein of 236 amino acids. The record is from RefSeq and is a predicted model, not a curated record. The transcript has 2 exons. Gene Ontology annotation, cellular component: cytoplasm. Lineage: Eukaryota; Fungi; Ascomycota; Eurotiomycetes; Eurotiales; Aspergillaceae.
AUGGAGCAACAAGUCGACAGACUACUCGAGAAAACCUGGCCAAAAUUACGCACCACGCCCGAUACCUGUCGGUUAAUGAUCGCAAUCAGCGGAAUCCCAGGCUCAGGCAAAACCGGCCUCGCCAGCAUGAUGGCCAACCGCAUCAAUCAACUCUACUCCGCCGAAAACCCAGGAUCACCACUCGUCGCCACAGCUAUCCCCAUGGAUGGGUAUCACUUGACACGAGCACAGCUGGCGCAGAUGCCAGAUCCCGCGUUCGCUGCAGCUCGACGGGGUGCCGCUUUCACAUUUGACGGGGAGAAAUUUCUGAGGCUGGUCCAAGCUCUCCGGCAACCGCUGACAGGGGCGAGUCAGAAUUUAUAUGCGCCGAGCUUCGAUCAUGCUGUGAAGGAUCCGGUGGAAAAUGACAUUGUGAUUCCACCUACAUGUAGGGCGAUUUUCUUUGAAGGGAAUUAUCUGAGUCUGGAUAAAGAACCGUGGAAUCAGGCUGCGAAGUUGAUGGAUGAACUAUGGUUCGUGGAUGUGGACUAUGAGACGGCGAGGAAGCGCUUGAUUCGGAGACAUGUGCAGGCUGGUAUAGCGAAGGAUGAGGCGGAAGCUGAUAAACGGGCAAGAGAGAAUGAUCUGGUCAACGGUAAAGAGAUUGUGGAUUGUCGGAUGAAUGUGCAGGAAAUCAUUGCCAGCCAUUAUGAUCCCAGAUGGGACUCGUGA